This is a messenger RNA of Malassezia restricta, 1440 nucleotides long. Its product is annotated as U4/U6 small nuclear ribonucleoprotein PRP4. Gene Ontology annotation, biological process: mRNA splicing, via spliceosome. Lineage: Eukaryota; Fungi; Basidiomycota; Malasseziomycetes; Malasseziales; Malasseziaceae. Gene Ontology annotation, cellular component: U4/U6 x U5 tri-snRNP complex. Bases 1 to 1440 code for a protein of 479 amino acids. The record is from RefSeq and is a predicted model, not a curated record. Gene Ontology annotation, molecular function: protein binding; U4 snRNA binding; U6 snRNA binding. The transcript has a single exon.
AUGGCCGAUCAGAGUGUGGCGUGGGACGAGCUCGACACGCAGGGGCCCCCGAGUGCGAGCGAUGCGGCCGCGCAUGCCAUGCUAGAGCAUCGAAAGCUCGCACAAAAGGUGCCUGUGCCGACCUCGGACACCCAGGUCCGCGAGCGCUUGCGGCACUACCACGAGCCCAUCACGCUCUUUGGCGAGCGCGAGCCGGAUCGCCGGGCGCGUCUCUUGCACGUCCUCAUAGACAGGCACGGAAAAAACGCCGUGCAUGUUUCGCACGCGCCCCAGGCACCUGAGGAAGACGAGGAAGAAGACGAGGAAUUCUACACCGAGGGAUCCCACGACUUGCUGAUCGCUCGUCGACGCAUGGCCGCCUUUUCACUCCAGCGCGCCAAGGAGCGCCUUCGCCAGCAGUGCCAGGAAUCCACGGCAUCCAUGCAAGAAGUCGCUGCGCUUCGUCAGACGGUGCUGGAGCCGCUCAAGUCGUAUACGAGUCUCGGCACCCAAGUCGCUGCCGAGCGCCCCGUGUCCGUCGUGCGCUUCUCUCCCGACGCCUCUCUCUUGGCCACAGGCAGCUGGUCAGGCAAGGCGUCUCUAUGGAGUAUACCCAACGCCACGCCAUGCGGCACCAUGCACGCCCACGAAGACCGUAUCACGGGCCUCGCAUGGCAUCCACGCGCCACGAUCGGCCAGCCACGCUCCGCGAUCCAUAUGGCUACCGGCGCCGGCGACGGCGCCUUAUGCACAUGGUCACUCGAAAGUGAACGACCCCUCUCCGUGCUGCGCGGACACGAGGCGCGCGUGUGCCGCAUUGCAUUCCAUCCUAUGGGCGAUUACUUGGCCAGUGCGUCGUUUGACGGCACAUGGCGACUGUGGGACGUCGCGCGCGCCCAAGAGCUGAUGCUGCAGGAGGGACACAGCCGCGAAGUGUACGCGAUCGAUUUUCAAGGCGACGGCGCACUCGUCGCGUCUGGCGGCCUCGAUGCCAUCGGUCGCGUGUGGGACACGCGCACCGGACGCACGGCCAUGGUCCUAGAUGGCCAUGCGCGCGAGAUUCUCGGACUGGCCUUCGCACCGAAUGGGUAUCAGCUCGUUUCGACAUCGGGAGACGACACGGCCCGUGUUUGGGACCUGCGCAUGCUCCGCAGCUUGUACACGAUUCCCGCGCACCACUCGUCCGUCGCCGAUGUGCGCUUCUUUCACGCAGCAGAAAGCUCCCUUCCUUCGAUGGAUGAAGACGGCUCGGAUACCCACUCGCUCAGCCGCUCGGGACUGUACUUUGCCACGGCCGGCUACGAUGGCCUCGUCAAGAUAUGGAGCGCCGACGACUGGCAGCUGGUCAAGUCGCUGCGUGGCGACGCCGGCAAGGUCAUGAGCGUCGACAUCAGCUCCGAUGGCCAGUACGUGGCCAGUGGCGAAUGGGCUCGCACUUUCAAGCUUUGGGGACAUGUAUAG